Molecule: messenger RNA, 339 nt
Organism: Anisakis simplex (herring worm)
Lineage: Eukaryota; Metazoa; Nematoda; Chromadorea; Rhabditida; Anisakidae
Source: the annotation of a GenBank genome assembly
AUGGCUGUUAAGAAGCAGAAGAAAUCAGCGGAAAACAUCAAUGCCCGAUUAGCAAUGGUCAUGAAAAGCGGUAAAUUCUGCUUGGGUUACAAACAAACAUUGAAGACGUUGCGGGCUGGCAAAGCAAAACUUGUUAUAAUCGCCAAUAAUACACCUCCACUGAGAAAAAGUGAAAUUGAAUACUACGCGAUGUUAGCCAAAACCGGUGUGCAUCACUACAACGGUAAUAACAUUGAGCUGGGAACAGCUUGCGGUAAAUUAUUCCGAGUGUGCACAAUGUCGAUAACAGACCCUGGUGAUUCGGAUAUCAUUCGUAGUAUGCCGUCGGAUACCGCUUGA